This is a messenger RNA of Chelonoidis abingdonii (Abingdon island giant tortoise), 807 nucleotides long. Lineage: Eukaryota; Metazoa; Chordata; Testudines; Testudinidae. The record is from RefSeq and is a predicted model, not a curated record.
GAGCGCAUGGACCCUGCUCUCCACGAGGAGGUCUCCCAGGGCCCAGGGGGAAGCCCCAGCCCGGCCCUUCGGCGUCUCCCUCUAAAGCCGGGGCCUCCCCUGCUGAGCUCAUCUCAGCCUGGGCAGGCGACAGGGCUGGGUGUAGAAUGGCCUGUGGGGCCCAAGCCCAGCUCUGCCGUGACCACUCUCGUCUCCUGGUGCAGGGCAUGGGGAGCUGACCUACGGAGACCUCGAGGAUGAAAGUCAUUACCUGUAUUUGGAGGAAGACGGUGAGUGACGCCCCCCUGCACCCAUCACGCCCAGGCCCCUUUAUCGAGGAGGGCAGGUCGGCCCACUGCAGGGACACCUACCUGGAGUGGAUCUCCCUGUACUGUUGGACCACCUUCCACGCCACAAUCAUGGCCACGCCAGAGUGGAGCCGGUGUCAGUGGGAGCAGAUCAGCAGGACCUACAGCGACCUCUCCAACUGCACGGUGCUGAUGGCGGAGGCUCUGUCCUGCCCCUGGCCCAGCCCUGCUCUUGACUCCUUCUUCCUGCAGAUCCACAUGGAGUAUUUCACCAACUGCACCAUGCCUGCCAACUCCCAGCCCAGCCAGCCACCUCUGGGGCCCAUCCUAGCCAUGGCCGCCAUGCCUGCCUGCCUGACCCCUCUCCUGGUUGCUCUGACGCUCCGCAAGGCCAGGGAGGCUGAGCCAAAGCCAGAUCGGCCCCUCCCUGCGGCACCAUCUGUGCUCAACAGACAAAGGGCUUCUUCUCACUCAGUCCUGGGCACCAACUGGAAAGGAAGAGAGAGUGUCUAGUGGUUGG